GCUGAUGAUGGGGGGGUGGUAUAAAAGGCCAGACUGGUGCCACAACCUGUCAUUUCCAAGCCCCUGACCCAGCCACCAACAUGCAGGGAUUUUUACUGGCAGUCUUGUGUUCCCAGUUCCUCCUGACCCGAGUGUCAGGCAGUUAUAGGAAUGCCAGCGUCCCACGACACCAUCCACCCUCCUACAUGAUGCGUCUGUACCGCAGCUUCAGGCCCGGACAGACCCCAGCUGAGGAUCACAUGGAGCAGGACAGGAGCAAGCAGGCAGAUACCAUCAGGAGCAUCAUGUCCAAGAGCCUGACCUACCACGACACACACUGGGUCGCAACCUUUGAUUUCACCUCCCUGCUGUCGGAAAAUCACGUCCAGGCUGCCGAGCUGAGGGUCCGUGUCCAGCCAGCCACCGGCCGCCAUUCCAACUUCACUGUGGAGAUCCGGCAUCAACAGGACCAUCCUUGCCACCGCCACGGCAUCUGCCUGGAGGACCAAUCCAUGGGCUUCCUCCCGGAAUCAUCUCUGAUUGGCUCAUCCAGUCACUGGAGGGUCUACAACGUCACGUCUCGACUGGUCCAGUGGAUGGAGCAGACCCAUUCCCAGAGAAGAAGGAGGCUGCAGAAGCUCAGGAGAUACCAGCAGACCCAACAUCACGUCCAGCCGAGCCCAAAGGCCUCUCAGGGCGGGGCCAGCAGAGCCAUGCUGGUGGUGUUUUCUCAAACUGGUUCGAAGAAGGGCACCCAGGACAAAGCCAGCCUCCUCCGAACGGCAGAGCGCUCCAAGUUCCUGCUGACUUCAGACAGUCAGGUGGUGCGGAGGGUGAAGAGGCAGAGGAACCGGAGAGGACAGCCAAUCAAACGGCACCCGGAGCCUGCUAGGUCUGAGGGUGAGAAGAAGAGCCUAUGUAGCAGAGUGGACAUGCAUGUGGACUUCAACCAGAUUGGAUGGGGCUCCUGGAUCGUCUUCCCCAAGAAGUACAACGCAUACCGAUGCGAGGGAGCGUGCCCCAGUCCUCUGGGGGAGGAGUUUCAGCCCACAAACCACGCCUACAUGCAGAGUCUGCUGAAGCAUUACCACCCAGGCCGAGUGCCCUCACCUUGCUGCGCGCCAACCAAGAUGAGCCCCCUCAGCAUGCUCUACUACGAGAACGGCGAGAUGAUCCUCCGGCACCAUGAAGACAUGGUGGUAGAAGAGUGUGGCUGCCUAUGAAGAUCCCUACUAUACCACCUGACUGAGAUGUAUACCACCUUCUGAGGGUCUACAUGGAGUUCAAGCUGAAGGACUUUGUAUUCUUCAAAACAUUUUAACCAAGCUCUACUGGAUGGUGUACCUUCAGCCUUCAGGAGAUAAUGGGAUUUUGCCUGAAAAAGCAGCAAAACCUGGGAAACUCUCCAGUGAGGAGUAGAGGAGGCUGCAAACCUCAAAAUGUGUCACUAACAUGUGACACAUAGACUAACAUCCAGAUGAACUGGCACCUGGAAUUAAAAUGAUCCAGCAGCUGCUCACUCCCCACAGUGACAAGUUAAUGAAGGAGAACUGAAGGAGAAACGAGCUGCAGACAGUAUUUGUUUGUGAUAUUUAAUUAAGAACCCAGUGUGGGUCUCAAGCACUGUGUACGCAUUUAAAACACACUCCCCCAGUGUGACCGUCCAUGUAAAUAUUUAUUGUAAAUAAUAGCUUAACAGAGUACAAAUAUUUAUAUUUAUUUUAUUUAUAAUUCUUGGAUUAGAAGCAAUCCAACUGAUGUUAUUUUUGC
Messenger RNA from Astyanax mexicanus (Mexican tetra), 1749 nucleotides. It is a transcript of the gene ndr2, whose product is annotated as nodal-related 2. The coding region runs from base 81 to 1202 and encodes 373 amino acids. Gene Ontology annotation, molecular function: growth factor activity; cytokine activity; type I activin receptor binding. Gene Ontology annotation, cellular component: extracellular region. The transcript is spliced from 3 exons. NCBI's taxonomy places the organism in Eukaryota, Metazoa, Chordata, Actinopteri, Characiformes, Acestrorhamphidae. The record is from RefSeq and is a predicted model, not a curated record. Gene Ontology annotation, biological process: BMP signaling pathway; SMAD protein signal transduction.